Molecule: messenger RNA, 689 nt
Organism: Drosophila innubila
Lineage: Eukaryota; Metazoa; Arthropoda; Insecta; Diptera; Drosophilidae
Product: cofilin/actin-depolymerizing factor homolog
Exons: 2
Coding region: 83-529 (148 amino acids)
Biological process (GO): actin filament severing; cell motility; actin filament fragmentation
Cellular component (GO): cytoplasm; actin cytoskeleton; actin cortical patch
Molecular function (GO): actin filament binding
Source: RefSeq, a predicted model, not a curated record
UACAAAUUUCAUAUAUAAAAAUCAAAUAGAUUUUCUUCUCAGUAAUCGAAUUAUUAAAAGGCGCAGCAUUAAUUAGAAUAACAUGGCCUCAGGCAUUGAGGUUGCAAUAGAGUGCAAGAGCAUCUUCGAGCAGAUACGCAAGAUGAAGCAAUAUCGCUAUGUGAUCUUUGUCAUCAAGCAGGAACGAGAGAUCACUGUGGAGGUUAUUGGGGCCCGAGAUGCUGCCUAUGAUAACUUCCUGGACGAUCUGCGUAAGGGUGGGCCGGAGGAGUGCCGCUAUGCGGUCUUCGACUACGCAUAUCAUCAUCAGUGUCAGGGGGCCUCCUCGACGUGUUUAAAGGAGAAGCUAUUCUUGAUGUUAUGGUGCCCAAUGCAGGCCAAGAUCAAAGACAAGAUGCUCUACUCCAGCUCCUUUGCUGCGCUUAAAAAAGAAUUCAAUGGCGUUCAGAAGUACAUACAAGCCACCGAAUUGGAAGAGGCCUGUCGAGAGUGUGUCGAGGAACAAUUGCGCGUUCUAGACCGAGACUAAGAUGUACACUGUAGUCAUCGGACAGAUUUUUUUUUGGCCUAAAUUGACAUUCAAAUUGUUGAGUUGCAUAUUAUGGAAUUAACUUUUAUCUUCUCGGUUGUCAAAGUAUUAUUUCAGCGCUAUAUAUAAAGAUUGCAAGUAUCCUUUCAUCUUAAGUGUA